CUUGACAUGAUUGAAAGCACCCUGGUGGCUAUCUUCUGGGCAUUAUCCUACCAUGUAGAUAAUGUGCACACCAGUGAAUCCAAAAUAUUACCUGGAAUGCGAUGCCCCGCUUCAGCCAUAGGCAAAGGCGGAGAGGCUUGCGGCAGAAAGUCAAAAAAAAAAAGGAUUUUGGGAAGCCCCAACUCGGUCCCCCUCCACCCACCUUCCCUCAACUUUCUUUUCUCCCUCUGCGUCGCGCGUCGAAAAAAACCAAACUUCUAUUUAUUAAGCAUCCAAGCAGAAAUAGCCACAAGUUCUCCCUCGACCUGCUCCAUCUUCCUCCUCUAAUACACUCUCACUUUCACGCUCAUCCGCCAAUAUGGCAGACGAAAAGAUGAAGGGAAUGGAACAUUCCGAGGUCCAUUACUUCAAUAGGUAUGUUUUGCCUCGCUCUGCAACCCCAAAAGCAUCCGAAUACUGAUCGCAGAUAGCUACAAUCACCAUGGUAUGUGUCCCGUCAAUAUGCGAACCAAAUCUGAAUGAUCUGGCUACUAACUAUUGUCCAAAGGUAUCCACGAAGAAAUGUUGGUGUGUACCUGCAGCAAUGCGUCCUUUCUCCGUCACAACACACGCUGAUUCCGAGUAGAAAGAUGAAGUACGGACGCGAUCAUACAUGAAUGCCAUUGUGCAAAACAAGCAUCUUUUCAAAGACAAGAUUGUCCUCGAUGUUGGUUGCGGAACCUCCAUCCUGUCCAUGUAUGCCUACCCCUCCCUCAACCGUCCAGCCGAGUUCUAACCCCAAACGAAAAAGGUUCGCGGUCAAGGCUGGUGCCAAACACGUUAUCGGAGUCGACAUGUCUACAAUCAUCGAAAAAGCCAGAGAGAUUGUCGAGGUCAACGGAAUGUCGGAUAAGAUCACUCUGUUACAAGGAAAGAUGGAGGAGGUUGAGCUACCAUUCCCAAAGGUUGAUAUUAUUAUCUCCGAAUGGAUGGGGUAUUUCUUGCUCUACGAAUCUAUGCUUGACACUGUGCUCUACGCUCGUGACAAGUACCUUGCGCCAAAUGGUCUGAUCUUCCCCGACAAGGCUACCAUCUUUAUGGCCGGUAUUGAGGAUGGAGAGUACAAGGAUGAGAAGAUUGGCUGUAAGUUUUGACUCGCCUUGUUGUUUUAAUGUGCAAAAAAAGCUAACAUUCUCAGUCUGGGACAAUGUUUACGGUUUUGACUACUCCCCACUCAAGCAUACUGCUCUCACCGAACCCCUCGUCGACACAGUAGAAAUCAAAGCUGUUGUCACUGACCCAACCGCCGUCCUUACCCUCGACCUUUAUACCUGCACAACCGCAGAUCUUGCAUUCACCUCUCCCUUUACUCUCGAUGCUCGCCGUGACGAUUUCAUCCACGCCUUGAUCGCAUGGUUCGAUAUCGAUUUCACUGCUUGCCACAAGCCUAUCAGAUUCUCUACUGGCCCUCACACCAAGUACACACAUUGGAAACAAACUGUUUUCUACCUGCGUGAAGUCUUGACUGUGCAGCAAGGAGAGCAAGUUAAGGGUGUUUUGGACAAUAAGCCCAACGAGAAGAACAAGAGAGAUUUGGAUGUCAAGAUUUCAUAUAAGCUCGAAACUGAAGAUCCAACCCGGCAAGCCGAGGGGAGCUGCGAGUACAAGAUGUGUUAACGAAAACGAAUCUUUAAUGUUUUUUUUUGGUGGGAUGGGUUCCUUCGCGGCUGAGAGCGCAGACCCUGGAAAUUUUUUCACAAUAUGUUUUUUAUGACAAGGGGCACACUGGAAUGUUCAACUGGCGUUUAGAGAGCAGCAUAGCGGAAAAUCUUUGUUCAGCAGCUACGGCAUCCUGAAUGUACUAAAAGGUCGAAUAGAGUAAAUACUAAUUCGUAAAUCGCAAAUCGCAAAA
This is a messenger RNA of Hymenoscyphus albidus, 1891 nucleotides long. NCBI's taxonomy places the organism in Eukaryota, Fungi, Ascomycota, Leotiomycetes, Helotiales, Helotiaceae. The record is from the annotation of a GenBank genome assembly.